Gilbertella persicaria is the source of this 748-nucleotide messenger RNA. Its product is annotated as Got1/Sft2-like family-domain-containing protein. Gene Ontology annotation, cellular component: membrane. NCBI's taxonomy places the organism in Eukaryota, Fungi, Mucoromycota, Mucoromycetes, Mucorales, Choanephoraceae. The record is from RefSeq and is a predicted model, not a curated record. Bases 136 to 612 code for a protein of 158 amino acids. Gene Ontology annotation, biological process: vesicle-mediated transport. The transcript is spliced from 8 exons.
AUAACAGAAAAGUGUUUUUGGUAUUCCUUUAGAUUUGUUUACCCGAGUUUUCUGUAUAGGGUUCUUCCGAUGUUCAUGUGACAAGUUUCUCUUUUUUUUUUCCUCUUUCUUUUUUCUUCUUUCUUUAUUGAAAUUAUGAAGUUUGGUUUCUUUUCUUCUGACUUUGAGGACCAAGGCACCAUGGAUAAUGGUGCUUGGAAGUUUUGUGGUCUAGAAAAAUCCCAACGCUUAUUUGCAUUUGGUGGAUGCUUUGUAGCCGGAGCAAUUCUAUCUGUUUUGAGUACUUUAUUAUUGCUCGUAGGCAAUAUUACUGCAUUCGCCAUUAUCUAUAGCUGUGGCAAUAUUAUCUCUUUAUUUAGUUUGACAUUUAUUAUUGGUAUCCCAAAACAGAUCAAAACUAUGUUUGCACCUGUUCGUUUUUGGGCAACUGUGAUAUACAUUGGCUUGUUGGUAUUGACAUUGGUCUUGGCUACCACGUUAAAAAACUUUGUUUUGACUAUCGUGUUAGUUAUUGUGCAGUUUUGUGCUCUAGUGUGGUAUUCUGCUAGUUACAUUCCUUAUGGUCGUGAAAUCAUUCGUCGAUUCUUUGGAAGUUGCAUUACCUCUAUUUAAAUAUUAUAUAUGUCUUUAUGAAGUAUUGUAUCCUUUUUUAGCAAACGUAACUACCGUUUCAACAAAAAAAAAAAAAAGUCAGAAAAGUUGAAAUAAAAUACGAAAUGUCUUCCUGUGUCGUAUCGAUAAAAAAAAA